Teleopsis dalmanni is the source of this 1019-nucleotide messenger RNA. RefSeq names its product SRR1-like protein. Gene Ontology annotation, biological process: microtubule-based process. Bases 27 to 926 code for a protein of 299 amino acids. Lineage: Eukaryota; Metazoa; Arthropoda; Insecta; Diptera; Diopsidae. Gene Ontology annotation, cellular component: cytoplasm; nucleus. The record is from RefSeq and is a predicted model, not a curated record. The transcript is spliced from 2 exons.
UGACGAUAGAAAGAUAAAAAAACUGUAUGAGAACUGGCACAAGAAUAAGCAAACAAAAACAAUUAUUUCUUAAGUUGAUACCAAUGACAGAAUCCGUAAAUAAACAUGAAGAAUUUCUUCCUGUUACGCGAAAGAAAUGGAUAUGUAAAAAAAAAAUUGCUAAAACCCACAAACAUAUUUUGGACAAUAAAUGUUUAGCGGAAGAUUUUCAGAGUUUUAAAAACAAAUUUAUUGUAAAAUUAAACAAACAAUGCAAUGAUAUGAGUACUUGCGAUUAUUUUGCUCAAGCAAUAAAGGUAUUGGAACAAAGUCUAAGAGAAAUUAAUACAGAAGCACAAAACAUAGAAAAAGUGAUUUGUUUUGGGCUGGGUCCAUUUACGCGUCAUGUUCAAGCACUCCACCAACUUGUUUUCGUAAUUUGUGUACAACGUCUAUAUAAAGUCAAAGAGUGUUUAUACUUUGACCCAAUCUUUAAUGAAACAGAAAGAAAGAUAUUGCAUGAAUUAAAUUGUUUCGUAAUGUCUGAAAACUGUGAAGCUAAAUAUGAAGUAGAACAACCUACCCUAUUUUAUAUGCCUCAUUGUCCAGGCCCUCUAACCAAUAACUUACUUUGGUGUAAUUGGGAACCCAAGAAGCUUCAGAAUGUUAUUUUGAUUAACAAUAGUUUUGAGAGCAUUACCAGCAAUCAGCCUGAACGGAUACUUCGAACCGAUUUGAGUUACAUCUUGGAUAUUCAACCAUAUGUAAAAGAGUUUAUUAUAGAAGAUGAUUAUGAAUUACAAAGCAUUUUUAAUGACUUGUCUGUACAUGCAUUUCCCAGGUUUAAUCUCCCACCUCCUGAUUCAGACUUCUGGCAGAAGAAAGACGCACCUGUUUACACUGAUGAUUCUAUUUUGACUCUUAAUUUUGCCACAUUAAAAUUAUAAUAUAAACUAAAUUCUGUACAAAAUUUUUUACAUUUUUGUAUUUCUAUAAUGUUAGUCAACUUAAAUAUACGUUUAAAAAUGCUCUUAUACAGA